Helianthus annuus (common sunflower) is the source of this 579-nucleotide messenger RNA. RefSeq names its product alpha/beta-gliadin clone PW1215-like. The record is from RefSeq and is a predicted model, not a curated record. The coding region runs from base 1 to 579 and encodes 192 amino acids. NCBI's taxonomy places the organism in Eukaryota, Viridiplantae, Streptophyta, Magnoliopsida, Asterales, Asteraceae. The transcript has a single exon.
AUGUACUUUGGAAGGAUUAACCCUGUUGCAAGCUCAAGUCAGCAACCAAAACUUCAAACGGCGUUCAUAUCAAAUUCAAGCCCGUUUCCUCAAGUGACUAAUGUAAAUCCCUUUGGAUUUGUACCAGAGCAACCUCAAUCUAAACCUCAAUUUGAUCCUAGCGCCUGGUUCCCUAAACCACAAGCUGUUACCCCCUCACCUCAACCACAAUUUGAUUUGAGUGCCUGGUUCCCUCAACCUCAACCUCAACCUCAAGUUACUCAACCUCAAUCUCAACCUCAAUUUGACCCUAGCGCUUGGUUCCCGAAACCACAAGUUGUUACCCCUUCACCUCAACCUCAACAAGCAUUCUAUGGUAACAAUUUCACUCAACCGCAAAAUUCCAAUACAACCAGACUUGAUACUUCAAACCUUCCCAAAGUCAAUGUAGAAGUUGCUAAGGAACACAUGGAACUUCUUAGCACAAUGGUCAAUGCUUAUUGUGGGUGGGUUGCAGGUCAGAUUAAAAACAUAAAUCUGACCAAUGAAGAUUAUCAACAGAUUGAUAGGGAUGAAAUUGUCGCAACCCCCGUCCCCUAG